AUGUCGUCCAUCAAAGUCGCCCUAGUGGGUGCCACGGGAGAAACUGGAACUUCCAUCGUGAACGGACUCCUAGCGUCUUUGACAACAAAAUUUGAAAUUACAGCACUAGCUCGCCCCGAGUCUCUUGACAAACCGGAGUAUGUAGAGCUCAAGAACCGUGGUGUCCAAGUAGUGCCCUGCGACUUAAAGGGCCCCCAAGAUGCACUAGUCAGUGCCCUAUCCGGCAUUGAUAUUGUCAUCUCUGCAAUCUUUGUUGGAAGCCUAAUGGAUGAAAUCCCUCUUGCCGAAGCUGCGAAACGCGCAGGUGUUAAACGGUUUGUCCAGUCCGCAUUCAUGGUCGUUCUUCCUCCAAGGGGAGCUGUCGAUUUCCGAGACAAGAAAGAGGAGAUUCUCAACUACGUCCAAAAGCUUCGUCUCCCGUACACCUAUAUUGACGCCGGCUGGUGGUACCAGCUUACCUUGCCCCGGCUCCCAUCUGGCCGUUGGGAUUAUGCCCUGCCCACAUACGCCUCGGAGCCAAGGCUCGGAGGGGAUGGGAAUGUUCCAAGUGCCCUCGCCGAUAUCAAAGAUGUCGGAAGAUACGUUGCUAGAGUCAUCACAGAUCCGCGCACCCUCAACAAAAGGGUUCACGUCUAUAGUGAGGUCCUCACGCGAAACCAGGUCUACGAUUUGGUAGAGAAGAUCAGCGGCGAAAGGCUAGAGCGCAAAUAUAUUACGGCAGAAGAGGUCACAGCCCGUAUCGAAAAAGCUCAGGCAAGCCUCCAAGCUAAUCCAAAGAGCCUGGAAGCUUUUGGUGCCCUUGCUACUCAGCAACUUCUUCUGUCUUGGGCCAUUCGUGGAGAUAAUACACCCGAGUAUGCUGGGUAUUUGGGUUAUCUGGAUGGCAAGGAACUAUACCCCGAUUUUGAAUACGUCAAGUUUGAGGAUUACGUCAAGGCGGCUCUUAACGGUACCGUCAAAGGGGUAUACCAACCGGGAAAAUAA
This is a messenger RNA of Ilyonectria robusta, 984 nucleotides long. RefSeq lists its product as uncharacterized. The transcript has 4 exons. Lineage: Eukaryota; Fungi; Ascomycota; Sordariomycetes; Hypocreales; Nectriaceae. The record is from RefSeq and is a predicted model, not a curated record. The coding region runs from base 1 to 984 and encodes 327 amino acids. Gene Ontology annotation, molecular function: oxidoreductase activity.